UCCUGUUCUUACUUCACUUCCAAUGCCUUACCUCUCAAACUGGUGUUCAAGAGUACCAACAUCAAGGCUGAGCCCAUAUAUGUUAUGUUCAAGGUUGGGGAUGACCUCCGACAGGACAUGCUGACCAUGCAGAUGGUCAAGAUAAUGGACAGACUGUGGCUUAGGGCUGGACUUGACCUCAAAAUGAUCACAUUUGCUUGUCUGGCCACAGGACCUAAAAGAGGUGUGAUAGAGCUUGUCAUGGAGUCGGACACACUACGAAGGAUCCAGGUGUCCUAUGGCGUCACUGGUUCAUUCAAAGAUCGGCCAAUUAAAGAGUGGCUUCAAAAACACAAUCCCACAGAACUUGAAUACCAGAAGGUAGGUUACUACAAGCUGCUCAUAAAGAGGGCUCAGUGGAAUUCAAUGUAUUUCUCAAAGACACCAUUAUUAUAUUUCCCCUGUAACAU
Messenger RNA from Mizuhopecten yessoensis (Yesso scallop), 449 nucleotides. Its product is annotated as phosphatidylinositol 4-phosphate 3-kinase C2 domain-containing subunit alpha-like. The annotation marks the transcript as partial. Gene Ontology annotation, biological process: phosphatidylinositol-3-phosphate biosynthetic process; phosphatidylinositol 3-kinase/protein kinase B signal transduction; cell migration. Gene Ontology annotation, cellular component: plasma membrane; cytoplasm; phosphatidylinositol 3-kinase complex. The transcript has 3 exons. The record is from RefSeq and is a predicted model, not a curated record. Lineage: Eukaryota; Metazoa; Mollusca; Bivalvia; Pectinida; Pectinidae. Gene Ontology annotation, molecular function: 1-phosphatidylinositol-4-phosphate 3-kinase activity; 1-phosphatidylinositol-3-kinase activity.